Messenger RNA from Papaver somniferum (opium poppy), 720 nucleotides. RefSeq lists its product as uncharacterized. The coding region runs from base 1 to 720 and encodes 239 amino acids. The transcript has 2 exons. The record is from RefSeq and is a predicted model, not a curated record. Lineage: Eukaryota; Viridiplantae; Streptophyta; Magnoliopsida; Ranunculales; Papaveraceae.
AUGACAACACCAUUACAAGACUGGGAUGAUCUUCAUCUAAGUAACUAUCAGUGGGUGUCUCAAUUAAUUGAUUCUGAUUCUGCUCAAUGGAAUGUUUCUCUACUACGACAACUGUUUACUCCUAAUCAGAUCUUCAUGUGGAAGACUCUUCAUAAUGCAAUUCCGGUGAAAGUAAGAAUUUUUAAACAUGAUAAUUCUGAAAAUCAACUCUCUGUUCUGUGUAAUACUCAACAGCCUGAAGAUGUGGAUCAUCUAUUUCUGCACUUUCCGUUUGCUCAAGCCAUUUGGAGAUAUUUUUUUCCUCAACAUUAUACUUCAAUAGUGCAGCAUUCAACUGUUCUUUCCUGGAUUCAAACGUGGCAGUCUAAGGACUCGUACAUUAAUAUUUUCAACACUGCUGAUCAAAUCCAUGUUACACUCUGCAUCAUUCAUCAUAUUUGGAAACUUAGAUGUAGGGUCAUUUUCAGUAGUACUAAUCUUAAUCGUAACACUGUCAUUCAUCAUGUUAACUCAUACAUUGCAUUUCAUCACCUUGGUAACCCAUCUGUUAACUCUAUGAGCAUUAAUAGGUCUAUUUGUGUGCUUAACCUGCCUUGGAAACCUCCUCCACCAGGACAUUUAAAAAUAAACAUUGAUGCUUCUUUUAAUAAAGUUUCUCUCCUUGAUGGUAUUGGAAUUAUAACAAGGAAUCAUGCAGGACUCUAUGUGAUGGGAAAAUGA